Messenger RNA from Acromyrmex echinatior (Panamanian leafcutter ant), 7516 nucleotides. It is a transcript of the gene heph, whose product is annotated as polypyrimidine tract-binding protein 1 heph. Gene Ontology annotation, biological process: mRNA processing. Gene Ontology annotation, molecular function: RNA binding. Lineage: Eukaryota; Metazoa; Arthropoda; Insecta; Hymenoptera; Formicidae. The record is from RefSeq and is a predicted model, not a curated record. Gene Ontology annotation, cellular component: nucleus.
UACCAUUAACAAUUCGAUAAAACGUACCUAUUACAUUAUCGCGUCAUUAGUAGCGUUAUGAAAAACUGUUACAUAUUAUAUGACUUAUAAAUUGAGCAAAAUUAUAUUACGCGAAUUUACAAUAUUCAUUACAGACACGUUCGCGCGAACGCUGGCUAUUAAAUUUUCAAUACUUAUUAUUAUUACCGCUCAUUAUACAUUCGUAAUACAGUUUACGUUAUAUUUAUCAUGCAGACUCAUUAUCGCCGCUUUGAUGUAACAGUAUGUUAAAUAUUCAAAAGUUCGAAAAAGGUGUUUCACGUUCAACGCGUCAGCAAGACGUCGACAGCCGUGAGACUCUUCACUUCUCUCUUGUAAUACGUCCAUCAAUCAGUCUCCCGAUUUUCGUUGCACGUCAGAGAUUUCUCGACGAAUCAACGGCCCCGUGUGCAUUCCACCACGGAGUUUCCACCGGCAUUCCGAGGACAAAGUCCUCGCAGAAACGAAACGGAAGAUAAAUAACAUCGCACUCAUCUCACGCAUUUCGGGAGCAUCGUAUAUAUAUAUAUAUAUAUAUAUAAAACGGGGAUUAAAAUAAAGCGAGACACGCAAGACGGGAAGAUUUUCGCGCAUGGUAUGCAUUUAAUGCACCGACGGAUCUCGCCUCUUAGCCACGAGAGUGGACAUCGUGAUUCUCCUAUUUUCCUCGGUGCCGAAGAGCUGUAAGCUCGGAGAGUCGGUGUGCGUUCCUUCGUAUACGCGUGCGUGUACGCUCGAGUGCGCCAGGUCGGUUUUAAUUAGAGAGCCUGCAGCACGUACCCAGGACUGCAGGACUGAGAAACAGGCUCUUCGAUUAAAUUAUUAAUUAACGUUCUCCUAGAAAUACCGCAUCGUGCGACACACGCGCGCGCGCCCCCGAUUUAUGCAGGUUGGGAAGCGAUAAAAAGCGGAGAAAAGCGCUCGGAUGGUGGACAAGGAUUGGGAUUUUACAUGCAUGCGUGGAUGCACGCGUGUAAUCUUCACGCACUGAGAGAAAUGAUUUUAUUAUAGGAACAAAUCAUGGGAAAGCAAAUGUGAUAUUUGUUAAAAAACCGAUCGAUUUGUUACGAAAUUGCAAAUUAAUUCGUCAAUGUAACAAAUAAUCAAUAACAUUGCCAGCAAAUAAGAGGCUCAUAUGUGUAUAUAAGUCGUAGACGAUUGCAGGAUUCCAAAUCGUAAGAAAUUCACCAAUUCUAGUCAAGUAUUCUCCCUACAUUUGACUGUGUAAGAUUCGCAAUAAUCAUCUUCAAAAAAAAAAAAAAAACUCUUUAUUUUUGAUUUUUGUACAAAAUUCACUUUAUCAAUUCGCAACAAUUUUCAUUUCUAGAUGCGACCGGUCUCGCAGGACUCAAUGGACUGACUAACUUAGUCCAAAGCUCUCUAUUUUAAGGCUUCGGAAAUGCUUCUGGAAAAUUCGAGUUAUUGAGUUGUUAAACGGAUACCUUCCGUUUUUAGAAAGUCUUAUUUUUAUUCUUAUCCUAAAGGACCUUUGUCCAUAAGUAAAUGUACAAGGCUCACAAAAAAAAAACGAAACAUAAGAAAAAUAAAGAAAAGGUCGUAUUUCUAACGCUUUCUUAUCCUAAGAUUAAAUUCUAAAAUAGAUAUAUGGACAAUGAUCACUGUCACAAUGAACUGUGUUUGAUCGGUUUCCUACGAUUUAAGACUCCACGAUCAUCUACGAAUUCUAUGUAAUAAUAAAUGAGCCUAAAGUCUAUCCAAAAGAUAGAUUAGAUUCUAUAUAGUUUGCUUCUAUUACUAAUAAUUGGUUGGUAUAGCAGACUAGCAACAAACACCACAACAACAAAAUUUGUUGUCACACAUAUUUACCAUUCACCGGUUAAAGAUACUGACUUGCUAAAUUAACAAAAUCCUUUCUCUCAGUGCGGUAUUGUACGAUCGCAUGACGACCCGCGUGAACCGAUCUCUCGUCCCUCAACUGUAACAAUGCCUCGAAGUGCAUUUAUGACAUCAACGGACACGACGCGACGCGGGACGAUGUUUCCACUUGGACUCUUGUUUAUACGGUGCCUCUGCAGCCAACCGUGGUAUCGCGGAAUAUGCGAAGGCGACGUCAUGCGUAUUAAACGCAUUAAAAUUCAAGCGAGUGCUCGAAACGUUCGAAUAUAUUGCGGAUUUUAUCGCUGUUUGCCUGUUUCUCGACCCGCGAGUGUAAAAACCGUUCUUUACGUUUGUGUUUUAUCACGCGCAGCUAUAUACGAAACGCGAACGGACUGAAAUGGUAAAACGCGCGGUUCAUCUCCGAUGCACGAUCUGUGGGUGAACAAGGGGGUUGUAACCGGAGAGGGCGAAGUACGCGCGCCACUCGGCGUCCAGGAGAGGGUCAAGUAUGAAAGUGCCCAUAACGGCUGUCAAACCAAUUAAGCUCGUCGCAUUGUAAAGGCUGCUUUUAGGGCGGAAAGAGAAGAGGAACGAGAGGCUUUGUUGUCAGGCGGCGGUUAUGGCCACGUAACCAUACCGGCUGCGUCUGUAAUGGAUCAGUUUUAUGGCCGCACAUCGAUGAUACCCGUGCAGUUUCCGCGGUCCACGAAGCUGGCCACAAAGUUUGUCAAAGUGCAUUGUGCCGCAGGACAGACGGAUGGACGAGUACGGUACACGCUCGAUGGUAUGCCGAUUCUGGAGACCGCAGAGAACGCCACAUUUCGCGUGAGUGUCCAGGAAUUCCAGUACGCACGCGGGACGGGCGCGUCCCUGACGAUGAGGGGUAGUGACGAGCUUCUAUCGCAAAGCGGGGCAGUCAGCAAUGGUGCUUCAAUGAGUCCGCAACCUCAUCACGCAGCCGACAACAACAAUGACGCUAAGAAGGUUAAGCUCGACAAGAGUCACAGCGGCAAACCUUCCAGAGUCAUUCAUAUCAGGAACAUACCUAACGAGGUGACAGAGGCAGAGAUCAUUCAUCUAGGUCUACCGUUCGGUCGUGUUACCAAUGUACUUGUUCUCAAGGGCAAGAAUCAGGCGUUUCUCGAAAUGGGGGACGAGAAUGCUGCGGCGACCAUGGUGAAUUAUUACGCUACCGGCGUGGCUCAACUCAGAGGCAGAGCAGUCUACGUGCAGUUCAGCAAUCAUCGUGAACUCAAGACGGAUCAAACGCACUCCAACAACGCGGUCAGUAGCCCAACAAAUGAUGUCGCCAACACCUCUGAGAAUUCGAACAACCAGGUCGCAAUUGCUGGACAAAAUCAGGUGUCUGGACCUGGCGAGACUCAGGGCGGACCCAACACCGUACUCCGAGUCAUCGUGGAGCACCUGCUCUAUCCGAUCACUCUCGACAUACUCUAUCAGAUUUUCACGCGCUAUGGCAAGGUCCUGAAGAUCGUCACCUUCACAAAGAACAGCUCCUUCCAGGCACUAAUACAGUACGCGGACAUGCUGUCGGCGCAGACCGCUAAAUUCGAGGUUGAGAAAGCUGUAGCAUUAAACUUGCCGCUGCUUAAGUCGCUCGACGGGCAGAACGUCUACAACUCUUGCUGCACGCUGCGCAUCGACUACAGCAAGAUGCAAAAUCUGAACGUUAAAUACAAUAACGACAAGUCCCGGGAUUACACUAACCCGAAUCUUCCGACCGGUGACGCCAGUCUGGAUGCGGCAUCGCUCGCUCUUGGCGGCGAAUUGCUGCUGAUGGGUGCCGGUUCUCAACCGCGUGCCAGAAUACCCGUAGAGUCCAUUGCAGGGGCACCGGGUGUGCUGCCCACGCCCUUUGCGAUGCACGGUCUCGCUUCGCCCUUGGCCGGACCUUACAACGGCGUACCUCCAGCCGGCGGACUUGCCGGUCUCGGCGGAUUCCCUCUUGGCGCGGCUGGUCUAGGUGUCCGGGUCCAAGGAAGCGCGCAAGCAUCGGCCGUACUGCUCGUCAGCAAUCUCAACGAGGAGAUGGUCACGCCUGACGCUCUCUUUACCCUGUUUGGCGUUUACGGGGAUGUACAGCGUGUGAAGAUCCUCUACAACAAGAAAGACUCGGCACUAAUACAGAUGGCCGAACCUCAUCAGGCGCUUUUAGCGCUAACCCAUAUGGACAAGUUAAGAGUGUUUGGAAAGCAAAUCAAAGUAAUGCUCAGCAAACACCAAACGGUUCAAUUGCCAAAAGAAGGUCAGCCAGACGCGGGCCUCACGAAAGAUUACACCAACAGUACUCUUCAUCGAUUCAAGAAACCUGGCUCGAAAAAUUAUCAGAACAUCUAUCCGCCGAGCUCGACCCUGCAUUUAUCAAACAUUCCGGCUACGGUAGCGGAGGAAGAAAUCAAGGAUGCUUUCACCAAGAACGGCUUCACCGUGAAAGCUUUUAAGUUCUUCCCGAAGGACAGGAAGAUGGCUCUCAUACAAAUGCCUAACAUGGAUGAUGCCGUGGCUGCGUUGAUUAAAAUGCACAACUAUCAGCUUAGCGAGUCCAACCAUCUCAGAGUGUCGUUCUCCAAGAGCAACAUCUAACAAGAAUCGCCACCGCACGAGCAGCAAUGGUACCAGCCAUACGCCCUAGUUCCCCUUUGGUCACCCGCUUCGGUCUACGACUGAUGGUCACGUAGUUGGAUCCACUCAGGUGCUCGUCCGUUCCUGCGAGAGUCGCUACGCUGUUGCUGGCUACAGCAACCAAUGCAGGACUGCGUCGUACUCGGACUUUGAAGCAGCACAAGCGGACAGGAGCUACCUCGUCCGAGCGAGCUUAGGAUGUUCUCGAGGCCUUGCCCUUGUUGUUGGGACGUCUAUAUGGCACGCACUUAUUUUCGCAUCCGGUUGAUUUUGACGAUUUGAGGGGUGUUACUAGGGUGUUUUGAGAUGUACCAGGGCUGCAAGCGCUCAAAUUAAACGAUGAAGAGGCAAAUUCGCGACGGCCUUCUCGAAGGUAGUUUCCGGUGCUGGCUUUCGAGCGUAUUAACGCGACAGUUUCAUAAUUUUAGAAAUAUGUGAGGAAUUUAGAAACAGACAAGGAUCGCGGAAAAGGAAAGGAGGAGAGAGAGAGAGAGAGAGAGAGAGAGAAAGAGAAUAACGUGAUUAUUCUUAUGAAAGCCAGGACCGUCGCAGGAAGAGAGAAACAUAAAGAGAGAAAGUGAGAAAGAGAGAGAGAUAUGCAAAAUAAAACAAAGAGCUUAGCAGCCGGGCAUACAUAGAGAAAGCAUGUGUAAAAGAGGGAAGAGAGAUUAGGAUUAGACGGGAGCGAGGAAACAGCACAGUGGCGAACAGUCCUCGACUCUUGUACAGAGUUAAUGCUUAGGGAAGAUAAGAUAUAUUAUUAUACAUGUAAAAUUCAUGAUCGCGCGGCCCAAACCGCUACAGUGAUUACGGUUAAGAAUUUUUCAAAGUUACGUGGACACAAGGGCGACCAUCUCGCGAUAAGCGCGCGCGACGGCGUCCGUAUAUCACAGUUCGGAAGUAGGUCUCCGUCGUCAACGUGCUCGUUCGAUGAGCGGACUCGAGAAGAAAUGCCAAGUGGAAACAAAUGGACCGCGAGGUAUCUCAAGACGAUCGUCGUACGUUCACGCGUGACGCGACGGCCGACUAUCGUGAAUCAGCAGCGUUUACCACGAGACAAUCUUCAUUCUUCUGACGACCAAACACACAUGCGACCGAGCGUACUUCUUCGUGGCUUCCGUUCCGUUUCGAGGGCGAGACAUACGAUCGACGAGGCUGACCGAUCGAGUACGACGGGAACGACGUGUUUUAAUUGACCGGGUAUCUAAAUAAGAAAAUGGCCAAUGUCACGGGACCUUUUGCAUGCUUUCACGAAGUACUACUACUACUUCGCCGACGAACCGAUCGCCCUCGUUGAUUUUACAUCGCAAGAUUGGCAGCGGCCAAAAUUGGAGAGGAGAGUUGAAAGUGGCGGAGCGCCGAAUCGGCCUUCAAAAUUCUUCCCAUAUCCGUUACUUAUCGCGAUUGGUUGAUCCGUUCGUAAGGCGGAAGCGAAGCAAUUAUCAAAGUCGUUCGUUGCGUGCUGAGAGCAAUUCUAAUUGGAGUAUGCUACUCCGAACGUAUCUGGCCCGCUCGACCUAUGUUUUAUGUUUCUUCGCGGGGCGUAUUUCUCCCGAAGGUACCUGCAGUAUUCUCGACUAUCCGGCGAAGUCGAACGCUUCUUAGGGGAAGAUCGAGCGGUGCCUGAACGUUCAAUGACCGAGGCGAGUUCUCCGCUCCGCAGACCCACGCGACGCGUUUGCGCGCGUCGUUAUACGGUCGUCACAGAUGGCAUUUUUAUAAUUUGUACGUUUCAGUUUGGAAAUAAGUAUUAUAACGCACCCGCACACGUAUCCGCGUCUUUAUGAGACCGUACAAUUAUGCAGUUAUACGUACACGGACAAAACACACACAUUCAUGCACGCGCCGCGCGCGAAAAUAAAUAUUUCGACCGCCCUCUGAUUUAUACACACACACACACACACACACACACGUACACAUACACACAAAUACAUACAGACGCAUAGAUACAACUGAAUGCGCGCAGAUUUCUUAGUUAGAAUAGAUGCUUAGGCAUGUGUUAGGAUCUUAAUCGUAUAGUAAGCGACUAGAUAAGUAAUUGACUAGGAGAGGAAGGAGUGAACCGUUGAACAUAUCGCUAAUUAAAAAGUUUGCAACGUACGGGGCGCGCGCGGAAAGUUGGUACCGAUCGUAGCGAAUCAACGAGUGCACUCAGGAUACCUCGAGGAUGGUUCGCAUCGAUGGACAGUAUUCGAAGAAGAGAGAGGUACUAUCAUGUCUCUGUGCCAACAAUAGAUCCAUCGUUUGACGAGCUUUGAUCCACCCCAUCGAGAGAGUUCCUGAUAUCAAAGCAUUCCUUCAGUAGUCGGCGAUUGUGAGGAUUCCCCGUAAAUACAAGCGAAUAUCUCGAGGAAGCAUCGCACAUAUAUAGAUUGGUAUUCGAGGAGGCGAAUCAUCGUUCGAAACGAUUCAUUUGUAACGUUGAGACAAAGCGUUGAAGAGAAAAGCAAAGUAAUACGCUAGAAUCGUAUUUACGGGGAUUUAGUAGAAUUGUGCAAGAUCGAUUGGGGUGGUCGCGUCGAGAUGUCUGAGGUGUCCUCGUCGAGAAGCGCGAAACGGAAUUUAGAUCGGACGUCGCGAAGUUGAGAACAAUUGAUCUUAUUUCUAUUAUGAAUGAGAAUCCUGAAGUCCUUAAACGUAACGUGCCGCGCGCGCGCCGGCAAAGCCCACGGGUUUCUGUCUAAUCGACGUUCUGUUGGAGUCAAUUAAAUUUUACUGAUAUAACAUAACUGAUCGUAGAGAGAAGUAGGAAAAGGAUUAGUGUUGGAAGGAGACUGUUAUGCAAAGGCGUAACUGAACGAGCGAGAGGGAGGGAGAGAAAGAGAGAGAGUAAUUGCGUGAGUGCGAGAGAAAGAGAGAAACGGAGCGAAAGAGUUGUAUUCACGUUGAAUGUAUUGUCGCGCGACUUUGACGGAUAUUGAAUUAUAUAAAAGGGUAGGAAGAGGAGUUUCUCCAAGCCGAGAACCGCGCAGCGACCUACAAGGCAGGGGGAAUGACGAAACUGUGAAAAAAAAAA